Plasmodium vinckei vinckei is the source of this 5643-nucleotide messenger RNA. RefSeq names its product conserved Plasmodium protein, unknown function. Lineage: Eukaryota; Apicomplexa; Aconoidasida; Haemosporida; Plasmodiidae. The record is from RefSeq and is a predicted model, not a curated record. The coding region runs from base 1 to 5643 and encodes 1880 amino acids. The transcript has a single exon.
AUGGCUUACCAUUUAUUUAAGAAGUUACAAAAAGUAAGCAGUAAAGAAAGCCGGGUAAACAAAGAAAACGUAAAUGAUGGUUUAGAUAAAUGGCUAAAAGAUUUGAACGACAUAGUUGAUAAAACUAUUGUUGAUGAUAGUGAUGAUGAUGGAAAUAAUUUUCCUGAUAACAAUUAUGUAGUAAAUAUUAAGGAGUAUUUAAAAACAGUAAAUAAAAUUGUAACACAUAGUGAAAAGGUAAAAAAUAAAAAACCUGAUGAAUUAAAAGAUGAGAAAAUAAAUAUAUCACAUAUUAAAGAAUUUUGUAAAAUAUUAAUUACAUGUAGUAGCUUAUUAAACAAGUUAAAAACUGAAAAAAAAAAGGAGAAUGAAAUAUUACAAAAAAAUAAUAUAUGGGAUCUCUUUGAAGAAAUUAUUUUGAAUAGUUCAGAAGUUUUGAAUAAAAUAAUUAGUUUGAAUAAAGACAUGUUUCAUACAAAAAAUAUAAGAAUAGAUUGUAAUGAAUUAAAAAUAUAUAUAAAUUAUUUAAAUACAUUAUUUAAAGAAACACACAACUGCGAUAUUCUGUUUGAUCUCUUUUAUUUAGAGUUUGAAAAUUCUAUAUUUAUUAAAUAUGAAAUUAUAUUGUUGUUACAAAAAUUAUAUAUCUAUGACAAUAUAAAUUUUUAUUUUUAUUUAUAUGAAAAUGUUGUUUAUUCAGACAAUAUUAAUUCAUGUUAUUAUUAUAAUUUGUUUAGUGUAAAAUUUUUUCAAAUUUUAUACAGCGAAUAUUACACAGAGGGUUCUAGUAGCAAUAGUAAUAAUCAUAUUAACAAAAUAAACAACAACAUUAAUUUAAAUGACCAAAAUAAACUUGUGACAAACUUGCAUGAUCAAUACAUGCUAAUAAUUAAUAAGCUAAGGAAAGGAAAAUAUUAUUACACUGAUUAUAUUAAUUAUCCGUUUAAUUAUUCAAGCGAUAAAAUUGUUUACAAAAAUAAAAAUGAUAAUUAUUAUAUAAAUGAAAAUAAGGAAUUUCAUUCAAUUCCUUUGAAUAAAACAUUUAAAUCUUAUAUAUUUAAUCAUGAUAAUGAUUUCUUAAUUCAAAAAAAACUUAAAACAGUAGAUCAGAAAAGUAACUUAUAUGAAUUAGUGACAGACUCGCAUGAUUUGAGCCACUCCAGUUCCUCCUGUUCAUAUUCUGAUGAUAUUAACACAAAUUUUAAAUCUGUAGAAAAUGCGGGGAAAAAUAAAACAAAAAUUGGUAACAAAAAUGAUGCAGAUAUUUCUAUUAUUAGUGAAAAUAUAAGAAGACCAUAUCAAAAUGAAAAACAAGAAAAGAGCAAUUCGAUCAAAAAUUGUUCUAAUGCAUCAUCAAUUAACAUAAACCCUCAAUCUGAUUCAAACAGGAACAUUUUUAAUGAUGGGGAUAAAAAUAACAUAGAAAACAUCAACACGAAUAGUGACAAUGCUCGAAGUAGUAACGAUGAUCCAAAUAAGGACAGUGUGUACUACUUUAGUUCUGAUGUUUCAAAUGAUAUAAUAAGUGUUAACGAAGAAUUUGAUGGGGAUAAAAAAAAAAAAAAAAAAAUCGAUUUUUGUGAGGAAAAUAUAUGUUUAAUUAUGUUUCGAAAUAAUAAAAUCCGUACUUUAAGAAAUACCAUAGAUAAGUUAGUACUAAAUAGAAACAAUUUUGUUUGUGAACUAAUAACAUUAAUGAGUUCAAAUCAAAAUGCCUACCUAAUAAAUGAAAUUAUUUUAUUGUUAUUAUUAAUAUCGAAAAAUAAUAGUGAAAUUAAAAAUAUUAUAACUUAUGAAAGAGUAAUUGAAUGUAUAUUAAAAACGAUAAAAGAAGAACACAUUUAUUUAUUUAACAACUUUGAUGAAUUAUUUUUUUUACAUAGUGAUACACAUUUUGUUCAGAUAAAUCCAAAAACAAAGAUCCGGUGUUUUAUUGAUGAAGUAUAUGAAAAUAGUGAAAUUGAAAAGGAAAAUAUAAAGAUAAUCGAUUCGAAUGACUAUAUAAGUAAAAGCUUGCAAUGUAUUAAUGAAAGUAUCAGUAGUAAUGGAAAAUUAAACGAUUCGAAUUUUAUAGAAAUAAAGAAAAAAAGCACAGAUGUGGAUGAAAAGUAUAAUUCUAUAGAAGUAUAUCUUGACAAUAUUUCAGUAAACAUAGAUAUUAAAAGUAGUUUAUUACUUCUUCAUUGUUUAAUAAUAAAUAGUGAUUUUGUUUUGAAGUAUAUUUAUGAGCUAAAUAUAUUAGACGAAUUUAUUAAAUUAGUUCUCAAUUUAUAUAAUAUAAAUAUAUAUGUAUAUAAAAAUUUUUUCCACAAAUUUUAUAAUAAUUCUUUGUUUAUUAUGAGCACUUUUAUUGAUAUUAUAUAUAACAUAGUAAAAGUGAGUAAGGAAAAUAGAUCAGUAGAUAUUAACUUAAAAAAAUUAUUACCAAUAUUUCAGCGUGGAAAAUUUUUUGAAGGUUCUAUUUUUUUCCUCUUUAAAUUACUGCUGAUAUAUUUAACAAAUAUAUCUAAAUAUGCUUCUAAAAAUAAUAAAAGGUUCAUAGAAGCUCGUGAAUCUAAUAAGUCCGAUAAUAAUUUGGGUACCCCGAAAAGAGAAUUUCCACAUAGUGAUACUGGAAGCCAUACAGUUAUUGGCUCAUAUAAAAAAUUAGAAGCUGCGGAAGGAAGUAACUUGGGUGAUAGCUGGAGUGGUUAUGAAAAGGGAUCACCAAAUUAUAAUAACGGACUGAGCAACCUAAAUAAUGAAAUGCUUGAAAUGUUUAAAACGUUUAUUCACACAAAUGUUAGAAACAUUUUGAGUAUAUGCUGUAAAUUUUUGUACGAAGAUGAAAAAUAUUGUUCUGAAUUUAUUUUUAGUCACUUUAAUACUACUAAAAGUUCUAAUAACAGUAGUGCAUAUACAAAGAUAAACAAGUCGAAAAGUUUUGAUACCCUUGAAUCAGAUGCACACGGAGAAGAAACUAACUUUAUUCUAAAAAAUUAUCGUCAAAACAAAUAUUUCUAUUAUGAGCAUAUGCUAAAUUAUUAUAUAAACAAUUUGAAUCGUAUUAAAUACGUUGAUAUGUUGUUGAUAAUAUUUUUUUUCGAUAAAAAAAAUGUAAUCCAAAAUUAUAUAUACGAAUUUUUUAUGUGCUUAUGUGAAAAGCAUAGUAAUAUAUCUAAAUAUUUAAAUUAUGUUUUUUUUGUUCAAAAAAAUUUAUUCUAUUAUUAUGUUUCUUAUAUAAUGAAUAAAAUCAAGAAAAAAUCGUUAUAUUUCAAAAAAUUUAUAACCAAUUUGAACAAGCUAGUUGAUAAAGGAGAGAAGAAUGACUGCACUAAGAAAAAACACAUUGAAAACGAGGUAGAAAGAAAAAAAUUAUUUUUCUAUAAAUAUAUGAAAGACCUAGAAUUGAUACAUAAGAUAUGUAAUCUUACUUCUAGUAGCAUUAAUGUGAAGGGUGAAGAAAAUGGCAACAAAGAUGAUAAUAAGGUUUUAAACAAUUUCAAUAUAAAUUUUGAAGAGAUUAUUUAUUAUAACUGUAUGUAUGUGCAUAUGUAUAAUGGAAAAGAAAAGAAGUAUUUUAAAAAAUUAAAUAACAGGUUUAAUAAAAAUAUAUUAAUAUAUAGAAUAUACAAUUUUUUAUGUCAAAACAACAUUAAUAAUAGUGAAAAGAGAAUAAAACUAAUGAUUUCCCUUUUAGGAAAUAAGUAUGUGGAAAAACGAGUAAGUUGCUUAAUAUGCGCUUAUGUUAGCAUUUAUUUAUUUAAAGAACAAAAUGAUAAGGCAAAAAAUAAAGUUAUAAACGUAAUUAUAGAAAAAGAUAUGUUUAAUAACUUAUAUAAUUUUUUAAAUGAUUUUAUAAAAUAUAAAUUUGACAAUAAAUAUUUUUUUUGUGCAUUUACACAAAAAAGUAAAAUCGUCGAGCAAGAUAUACAAAGUGUAUUACACAUUAAAAAAGAUAAAUACUUUCUGUUUUAUUCAUAUCAAAAGGAUCUUUAUUUUAUUCAUUAUAUUUACUCCAGUUUUAUUCAUCAUAAUAUAUUAACAUACUUUUUUAAUGAAAGCAAAAAGGAAGCAGGGGAAAGAAAUAGCUUGGGUGGAUUUGAAAAAAGAAGAAGGCAAAGAAGACGAAUAAAAAAUACCUCCAAAAAGGGAUCAAAUUAUAAGGAUUGCUUAAAUGAUGCAUCUAAGAAAAAAUCUAAAUAUUAUGAAAUGAACAAUGGAUUAUCAAAUGGAGAAACGGGUUCAGAGAGUUCUUAUGAAAUUGAACAAAAUUACACAGAUGAGGAAAAUUAUGAAAACAGUGAUUUCGACAAAGAGUCGAAUAAAACAGAAGAUGAUGAGAAUAGUGAAUCGAUGCAAAGCAAUCAAAUUAAUAGAAAAACAAAAUAUCUUCCAAAUAGUAGUGCAAAUAGAGGAAGUAGAAAUAAAAAAGGGAAAAAUAGAAGGAAAACAAGAUCUCCAUCCUUAAUAUAUAUGUAUGAUGAUGAAAGAGAUAGCAGUGAUAGAAGCUCAGACUCAAGUAAUUAUUAUCUCAACGAUGAAAAAAAUAAAAGAAAAGGAAAAAACAAGAGAGAAAAAUUAAAAAAAAUGAUGGAUGAUAUUAAUAAUAUGAGGAAAAAACAACAUGAAGACGAACUUAAAUAUAUAGAAGAAAAACUAUACUUAAAUAAAAUGAUUGAAAAAAAAAAUGACAUAAUAAAUAAUAUUUUAUACUCUUAUUUAUUGAUUAAAGAAAAAUCAGAAAAAAUAGAAGAAGAAAAUAUUAUGUUAAAAAAUAAAAAUUCUUUGCGAGAAAAAGAACAUGAAGUUCUUAUAAAUAACAAUAUGGAUGAAUUAAAAAGGGAGCAUAUAAAAAUGUUGGAUAAUUACGAAAAAAUAAAUAAUGAAAAUAAAAUCUUACAAAAUAAGGUUGAACAAUUUUCUGAUCUGUUAAUAUAUCUAUACAAUAAUGUUAAAGGAUGUAGUAAGUACAUGGAGAAUAUUGAAAACUUGAGUUUUUUUAACAACAAAAAUAAAACACACAACAUGAAUGACCAACCAGAUAAAACAUUGGGAGCUUACGAUCAAUUAGAUGUAGCUCCACAAGGAAAGUGUUAUGAGGAAACAUAUUCGAAUUCACAUAUCGGAAAUGACAUUCAGCCAAGCCAAGAACCAAGAAAUUAUGACUACCCAGCUCCUAAUACUCAAGUAGGAAAUUAUGAACACCAAGCUCCUAAUAUUCCAGUAGGAAAUUACGAGCAACCAUUUCCUAAUAUGCAAGUAAGAAAUUACGAACACCCAGUUCCUAAUAUGCAAGUAGGAAGUCAUCAGCAACCAGUUCCUAAUAUGCAAGUAGGAAGUUAUCAGCAACCAGUUCCUAAUAUUCCAAUAGGAAAUUAUGAACAUUCAGCUCCUAAUAUGCAAGUAGGAAGUUAUCAGCAACCAGUUCCUAAUAUGCAUGUAAGAAGUUAUCACCAACCUAAUUCACAAUAUCCUAUGAAUAAUUAUGGCCAAUUUAAUAUAAACCCGCACAUGGAAAGUUAUUUGCAAAAUAAUAUGAAUCAAAACGUGGGCAAUCAAUUCUAUAUUAACAGAAAUGAAAAUAUGGGUAAAGAAUUAUAUAUCGGAACAAAUACAAUAAUGCAUAAUAAUGCAAACCCAAAUGAAAACGAAAACAAAUAA